UUUGCCCUUGUUAUUUCUACCAAAUCGUAUGUUUCUGCUAUCGAUAAAAUCCAGAUCGAAAGUCGAAACCCUUAAAUUCUUCAUUUCUUCUCUUCCUCUGAUUCAUAAACUCUAUCCUGUUAGAUCGGAUUUUCGGUUUGAUUAACUACUAUCUUCCAUUAUCCUCUUUCUCUGAUUCGAUUUCAAGCUCGAUCGACUACUCUCCGUCUCUGUGAAGGAGUUGAGAUGGCGACGGCAGUGGAUAAUUAUAACCCACCGCAAUCAAACAAGGUUCGAUGGGGUGAGCUCGAUGAGGACGAUGGAGAGGAUCUGGACUUCCUUCUUCCACCUCGUAUGGUGAUUGGACCGGACGAGAAUGGCUUGAAAAAGGUCAUUGAGUACAAGUUCAAUGAAGAUGGCCACAAAGUUAAGAUCACCACUACCACUCGAACUCGAAAACUAGCUAAGGCUCGACUCAGUAAGCGAGCCCUUGAACGACGGUCUUGGCCUAAGUUUGGUGAUGCCGUGCAUGAAGAGGUCGGUAGCAGGCUCACCAUGGUUUCCACCGAGGAGAUUCUACUUGAGAGACCUAGGGCUCCUGGGAGCAAACCUGAAGAAACAAAAGUUGCUGGAGACCCCUUGGCACAGCUUGGGAAAGGUGGUGCUGUUCUCAUGGUAUGCCGUACAUGUGGCAAGAAGGGUGACCACUGGACAUCAAGGUGCCCUUACAAGGAUCUUGCUGCUCCAUCUGAAGGCUUUGUUGACAGGCCUACUGCAUCAGAAACUACCGCACCUGCUUCUGGUGCAGGCAAGGCAGCCUAUGUUCCUCCUGGCAUGAGAGGUGGUGCAGAGAGAGGCAGCGCUCCUGACAGGCGCAGGAAUGAAGAAAAUUCGGUUCGGGUUACUAAUCUUUCAGAGGAUACACGUGAACCUGACUUGCUUGAGCUCUUCCGUACCUUUGGUCCUGUGAGCCGUGUUUAUGUUGCUGUUGACCAGAAGACUGGCGUUAGCCGAGGAUUUGGUUUUGUCAACUUUGUGAACAAGGAGGAUGCUGAGAGAGCUAUCAACAAGCUGAAUGGUUACGGAUAUGACAAUCUCAUCCUUCGAGUUGAGUGGGCUACACCAAGGUCGAAUUAGAAAGUUUAUAAUCAGGAAUUAAUGACAAAAUCAGUUGACAGUUUUGAUUGAGAUCUGAUUUGAAGUAAUUGGCACCAAUUGUUUUUGUUCUUGAGGGUUUUCUUAUUGCAUUAUUAGCAUUGUUAGCAUUGUUAGCAUUUGUUUUUUAUGAUGAGAAAACGUCAAAUGCAUUAGAAAGGGGAAUUAAAUCUUUCAGGAA
Molecule: messenger RNA, 1315 nt
Organism: Macadamia integrifolia
Lineage: Eukaryota; Viridiplantae; Streptophyta; Magnoliopsida; Proteales; Proteaceae
Product: eukaryotic translation initiation factor 3 subunit G-like
Exons: 2
Coding region: 226-1116 (296 amino acids)
Cellular component (GO): cytoplasm; eukaryotic translation initiation factor 3 complex
Molecular function (GO): RNA binding; translation initiation factor activity
Source: RefSeq, a predicted model, not a curated record